Molecule: messenger RNA, 9642 nt
Organism: Rhipicephalus sanguineus (brown dog tick)
Lineage: Eukaryota; Metazoa; Arthropoda; Arachnida; Ixodida; Ixodidae
Product: mucin-2
Exons: 9
Coding region: 237-8744 (2835 amino acids)
Biological process (GO): proteolysis
Cellular component (GO): cell surface
Molecular function (GO): zinc ion binding; metallocarboxypeptidase activity
Source: RefSeq, a predicted model, not a curated record
GGCAUCGCGCGGCGUCUCGACGGUUGUUUUGUUUGAGGUGUGAUACGGACGGAGAGAGUCAAGCGCUGCAUUGACGACUCGGCAGGUGACAUCUACCAGCGGAUGAUAAGAAAGGACGGGAACUUUCGUGACGACAAGAGCCCACCGGCAAGACUCAUGCUGCCGAGAUAAGCACAUCGGCAAGGAGCUCUUGCCGACAGCGUCGGUGCCACGAAAGAGACCCGGCACCUCGUGGAAUGGCCUCACCACGGCUACGGUGCGGAAGGCAAGCCGUUGCCGGGCUGCCCAUGUCUGCACUAUGGUUCGGGGCGGUAGUGCUACUGUCGUGCCUGGCUUCUUGGGCAUCGGGAGCCCCGUACAGAGGAAGCCAAUGGCUGCGAGUGCCCUUCAAGUACCACAAUUACGAGGACAUGACGGGUGUGCUGAUCAAUGCGACGUCCGUCAGGCCGGACCUGGCGACUCUUUACUCCGUCGGACAGUCAAGACAAGGUCGAGAGCUGUGGGUUCUCAUGUUGUCGUCUCGUUCAACGAAUGACAAACUACUGAAGCCGUCCAUGAAAUACGUCGCGAACAUGCAUGGGAACGAGGCUGUGGGCAAGGAGCUCAUGCUUCAGCUGAUAGCCCACCUGAUCAACGGCUACGACAACGACCCGCGCAUCCGAUGGCUGCUGGACAACACCAACGUCCACAUCAUGCCCAGUAUGAACCCCGACGGCAUGUCCAUCUCCAGGGAAGGACAGUGCGUCGGCUUACGUGGACGGUACAACAGCGCCGGCGUGGACCUGAAUCGCAACUUCCCGGACCCGAGUCACACGGUGCGCAAUGUAGAGGAGCCGGAGACGGCGGCGGUGCGCAAGUGGAUCGACACCAUCCCCUUUGUUCUUUCGGGCAACUUGCACGGAGGGGCCAUGCUGGUGCGGUACCCGUACGACGACACGUACGGACAGAACACCGUGGAGUCGAGGACGCCCGACGACGACGUGUUCCAGCACUUGGCGCGCACCUACUCCCUGAACCACCCGACGAUGCGACAGUUCUCGUGCGAGCGUCAGACCUACCACGACGGCAUCGUCAACGGCGCCAAGUGGUACCCGUUCAAGGGCGACAUGCCGGACUACACGUACGUGCAAGGCGGUUGCAUGGAGGUCACGCUGGAGCUGUCGUGCUGCAAGUACCCUCUGUCCUAUCAGUUGAAGCGUUUCUGGAUGGACAACAGGAAGCCUCUCAUGAAGCUGCUAGAAGAAUCGCACAGAGGCCUGCGAGGAAUCAUCACGGAUGACGAAGGGUACCCCGUGGCUAACGGAAGGCUCAUGAUCAAAGGACGUUACAUGCCGUUCAGGACAAGCCACAAGGGCGAGUACUGGAGAAUCUUGCUGCCUGGGACGUAUACACUGAUGGCAUCGUCUCCAGGACACGACGACGCUGAGGUACCUGUCCAGGUCGUCGAAGGCCAAACGACCGUUGUAAACAUUACGCUGGCUCGCAAAAUCCGCUCCUACUAUCCGUCCGGCGUCGAAUACGACAAGUCUGGACCGAGCCACAGUAACCUUUAUAGCAACGUAAAACCAAACCUCGAAGACGAAUACGACGUCGACACGACCGACAACUCGCUCUCGGCUCCCAACUUUAACAACCUGGAUCCCUUCGUUUCGCAAGGCAAGAACGCGGCAGUUCAAGAAAAAGAGGCUCCGACCCAGUCGAUAGCGGACUACUAUCGCGCUCUCUACCAAGCAAUACGGACUCUCUCAACUGGAGAAGCCCGCCACAAGCCAGUGAACUUUGAUACAAACUCACACACGAGUGGACCUUCCAAUUUCCAGGAGCUACCACUCGAGAGACGGGCGUACACCUCCGCGGGAAGCAGUCCGGUUGGCGCCACGGCGAUUCAACGUCGCACGUCCGUCGACGAAGAGUCAGAGUUCCUCGAGAACACCCAACUCGAAGACCCGCUGAACUACAGCUACCCGGUGACGGCUGUUCCAAGAACGACACCCGCUCCCACAGCACUACCGCCCUAUACACGGUCAGGAGAGCCGGUUGAGGUCGCUGACCAUGGUGGCGCUCAAGAACGUACCGUCUCGUUCGUUUCCAACGGCGGAGUGCCCCAGAGCCAAGAGACUACGACGAGUGUGAGUCGCGACGUAACACUGAGCGAUGCGCCGAUCCUCGGCGCCGGCGCGCUUGACGACGUCGCUGCCGUCACCAGAACACCGCCGAUUUCUAGCACUGGAAGAUGGGUGACGGGUGGUCCUUUGGAAAUGACCCUCAGGACCGACACCGUGCAUGUCAGUGGACAAAGAGGGCCGACGAUGUAUACUUCCGUUGGACCCGACCAAAACGAAACGGCGGCAACGUGGAAGCCCCAGCAACGCCAGCCAACCACACAGCCCACAAAGCCUCCCGUGUUCAGGAACCAAAUGACAGUCUCAUCACCUGAUGUCAACCAAUAUGAGCACUCAUCCACUGGACGGGACAAAGGGACGCCGUCAGCAAAGCAUGCCCAAGCUAUAGGUACACACAGCACAACACGCAGCCAUACGACUGAUAGUAGAUACGCAACAGCAGAUGGCGAUACGCAGAGCAUUCCACAGCGCUCUAAGACUACGCGAACGACCAAAGGUAUAAUCACGGCUAAUGGUGAAUACAGGACAACGGCUCGUCCCACCGAUAUCAGCGAAGGCGUCAAUACAGCACCUGACAGACAGGCCGCAGAGAAGGUGUUUUACACACCAGAGCCUCACAAAGGAAGCUCGCAGUCGCAACGCAUGGUCAGUAUGUCGCUUCAAGACACAUUACCCGCUUCUAUAUUUGCCAGCAAAACUACAGAGUCGCAAGCAUCCUCGUCAUAUUUCACCGACCCCGAGACGGAUUCGAGAUUGCCUGCGCCGGAGCAAAGUUCGGGAGAUGUACCAGGUGCGGAUUCAAACACCAAUUUUUCACCUCCUCCAGAAAACCGACCAAGAGAUGAACCGGUUCAGGAAACACCGACAGAGGAGCCCCCAUCACCCUCACCUACAACUAUCCCACUUAUUCGUACUCCAGAAGGAAUAAGGCCUACCGAAAAGGCUUACCUAAACGAUGAGGCUGUGACUAGCAGCGUUGAAUAUGAUCCCGAACAUUCGCUUUCACCAGGAAGAAGAAAGCCUAGUGGCAGGCCAACCGUAGCUACUACAAGACAACCGACACCAGACGCCGGCUCGGGUGUUCCGACAUUGCAAGAACGCAAGUACGCUGCAAGCUUGCCGAAGCUGAAUCCUGCAGCCAGAGUAGAAGAACAGGGGACACCUAGAUCCUCGAAUAGGCGAUCUAACGGCACCUUAAGGUCGAGGACAAGCGACCCAGAAUAUACAGUACUGCUGGAAGACAAGCAACAGCCUCAGUUGUCACACACAAGUCCACCCUCUCCUACGGAGAUAUUUGAGCGGACUCGGCAAAGAACACGAAAUUCUACCUCUCCGACACGGAUAGCAACGUCGAAUUCUGGCACGUCCCUUUAUUCUUGGGCAAAAGUAGGAAACACGGCAUAUGGCACGUUUCCACCCGAUGCAGAUCCAUCCAAAGGAAUUUCCUCUGAAGAUGUCCAAGAUGAGCCAUUUAGGAGAAUACCCAAAACUACGCAAGCCAGAACAACGCCGAAAAACCACCACACGGAUGCAAAAGCGCAUUCGACAGCAUCAGUGAGCCAGGGGAAGCCUGUGCACACAACGUCGAGGUACCGCCAAACGACAGUGCAUACACAUAAGCCGUUAACACCAACUCUUGUGCUCGACCAGCCGAAGCCAACCGCACGAACUAUCGAAGCGUCUUCGCAUUACAGCACUGAAAAGAAUGAGCCCAGUUCCACUAGUGCACAUCCUGCUUCGUCAACACAAGGCAGUGACGACCACCAGGAGCUCCGAUCGACGUCGUUCACUUAUGCACAAAGCAAGAAUACCGAGGAAACCCGAACGGCAACAGGUACAAGGUACUUCGCUCCAACGAAGAAAUAUUCACUUGGCUCUCGACAAACGUUUGCACCGAAGCCAAUGACGAGGAGUCAUCUCCGGCGUCCAUACGUCCCACCGACGGAGAAGCCGCCAACAGGCACACAACUGUCCGACUCAACCGGACGGCAGACCACUGGCAGCGAAAUUUCGUCGCAAGACAAUGCUCAAAGUUCAGGUUCAACAUUUCCGGAAGACACGGAUGCUCGGACCACACAGAGGGCAGGAGGAGUGCCGAUAGCAACCUCGCAGCCUGCGGUUGGACAAGCUUCACAAUCUACGUCCCCUGAGGAACACGCAAAACAUGAUUCGCUGAAUGGUGAAACCGAAUUGACCAAGUCAUCUCCCUAUGAGCCUCAUUCCCAACAACAGCUUGUUGUACGAGGGAGCGCAGUAACAGUGAAAGAGCCGACGGUCGGAAACAGCGCAAGAUAUACCCCAUCCACGAGGGCAACCGGCAGCGCAGUACGACACUCAAGCCCGGCACUAGGUGCUGUUCCGGGCACAUCACAACGCCACACGUCCCGGCCUCCGCAGCAUGCUCAAACAGAAACAGUCAGACCGAUUAAAAGGCCCGUAGUCUACUUAAACUCAGCGGAUAACGGCGGCUAUGUCCCCGCUCCAACUCAGGGAUCACAUUUCACGUCUGCCCAGGAGCCUCAGUCGGCUCAGCCACGACGAACUAAUAGGCCGCAACGGCCACAGCAUGCUCUUACUGAAGCACGGAAAAACUCGCCAUAUACGGCGCCUUUGCAAACAACUUUGACAGCGAGGCCGAGAACAGUUCUCCCAACAGCCCAAGACUCAUCACAAGUUUUAAAGCAGCGCAUCACCGAAACCCCGGAAGUACCGCAGCAAUCGUACAGCACGCCUAAUAGAGGACGUUAUUCUUCUUAUCAGGCUGUGAAUUCUCGUCCUUCACAACAGCCCUUGACAGAUGCCAUACCCGCAAAUUCCGGGCCUUCCUCUGGCUAUUACCGUGAUGCUGUCGCAGACAGCAAGGUAUUUUCGACUCCUCCAGAAUCAUAUGCAAACACAGCCAUUGACGCAGAGACUCAGAAGGAGUAUGCAGGUAUGGAACAAACUUCAUCAUAUGAUCAGGAUAACGCCAGGGCACUAACAGAUAUAACGAUGCCUACCGACAAGGCUGAGCUCCAAGAAACUUCCAGUUUCCGAGCUCCAGCUGACACGACGGCAGCGUUCACAUCGUACAAACCAUCACUGCCUCCCCAGCCUGCUUUAGUUACAUCUGAAAGGGGAACACCUAGACCUGCCCCAAGAGAACAUGUCACGAUUCCCGCUAGGCCGAGAGAGCAGCUCACAAGACCAAAAACGUUAAGCGAAGCAUCCGCGCCUCCGCAGGGAUCAUUCCCUUAUGAAAAUACAGGUGCAACACCAGAAGAACAAACAUCAUCUCAAGAACCGACGGGACUCGGAAGAAUGAUAGUAAAGGAGCUAACAGCGGCGCAGGUCUCCAGUCAUCCAGAAAAGAUCUUCAAGAUUCAAGGGACCGUAACGCUGGAAAAUGCAAGCCCGAGAGCUCAAGAUACGACAAGCGGCAUGCCCAGAGGUGUGACGCUUACUCCUAGGCCAUCUGAAAUUGAUCACAGCUCAGGACAGACCGUGACAGGUCACCAGACCGCGGCAGGAAUCUCAGAAACCAACGGAAAUAGCCGUCGCAUUUUUCCAGCGAGGACGCCGUCAAGACCAACACGACCAGGAACCCAAAGCCCGCCUCUGUACACUGAGACGAGUCAAAAGCGACCCUAUAGGCCUACUGUGCCACCUCGAUUCUCAACAUCCAGUAUACCAAAGCCGCACAGCUCCCUUGGACCAUUACCAACAGACAGAACGCAGUCAACGUUGAAUGCGUCUCCAAAAGCUAGUGCUGUGACUCGUGGUGAUGAGCUACAGUACGUUGAUGAAGGCACCUACAGUGUUCCCGCAGUCUCAAGACAGUUUCAGACAAAUGAAGGUCUUGUGCCGACAGCACCUAGAGAUGACAUUACGACCCAACAUCAAAGUCCAGGUCAAGAACAUCAGCAGCACGCAAGCACUUCCUACACAGACCACACAUAUUUCCCGAAAAGCAGUCAAGCUCAAGCGCAGACGCAAGUUGAUCACUUUCGAGAUGCGGCGGAGCCGGUCACAGAUAAUCCUGAGACUGCACCACCAUCACCGCAACCAACUGACUCGGGCAUAUCAACGCAAGGAACGGCAACCGCGAAUGUUGGAACUGAACAAGCGCAUAGAGGCGUGGCUCAGGAGCAAUUCGUUCCUACUUCUCGCAAAAUUAGGCCCCCUCAGUCUCCCCAAUUUAUGUUCCAAGAGCACACUGCUAAAGUGCCCUCUGAAGAACUCAGAACAAGUGUGCUACGCGCAAUUAGCGAACCGAACACAGUUGCAUUCACAGUAACACAGAGACAACAAGACGUAGCAAACACUUCGACUCCAAGGUACACGAAUGUGUACACUUUCACGACAAAGCACGAACUAAACAGGCCUGGAGCGGUUGCAUCACAGGCAGAAAAAGCUGAAGAUGUACGGCAAUCACACCAGAUAAGUGAUAAACCCUCAACCCAAUCUACUUAUGGAACACAACGCCAGCACCAACCUUUCAGGGAAGCAUCCGAGGAAAAACUUCAGGUUCGUCCUUCGACAACGCCUGUUUUAUUCGAAUAUGACCCUGAGACCCGUGAUUACAUCAAGGCGACGCACCACACCGCACCUCCUGGAAGUCCCCGGGGCGGCAAUACCUUUUCCACACCGAUACAGCAGGGCCAACGGCGUCCUGAAAGAAUUCGAAGUUCUGUAAGCACUCACGAACCACAGGUGCCCAAUGAACCUUACGUGCUUCCUAGAAAUACAGGCCACACGGAAGACAAGGCUCUAGUGACGGCCCCAGCAAAAACACCUCAGAACAUUCAGCAAGAUCCGCUCAUAGAAACAGUAUCUACAGGUACAGCUGUGUACGAGAAACCGACAGGUGAGCCAGCUGUAUCACAUCAUGGAUCUACAGCCCAACAUGGAGAGGAAAGGCAACUUUUGCAUGGCCAACAGGACCACAGGGCCCAGACUACGUUCCCGAAAACCCUGGGACCUGCAGAUAGCAUCGGGGGGCAUGUGCCUCUAAAUCAACACCACACAUCUCAAACAAGAACUCCAGCGCUUCUGACGCUCGAAGACAUUCCGCCUGAACAGCUGCGCAGGGCCAUCGCUCUUCUCUUAAAAACGUCCUCGUUAAAGAACCCAGAUGACGCUAGUCGUGAGAGUUCAGUGCCACCGCCGGAGCACAAAGCGACUCCACCACAGAACACUCGAGCAGAAAUCGGCAGCAAUGUUCACCUGGGCUUAUCUCAUUACGAAUCUACUUCUGCUGAGGUACCAAAAGCUGUCACUCACGCGUCUGACUCCGACGUUUCGGCGCACAGUCAUCCAUUAUCGCAAAAGCAGCUAAGCGCAUCGCUCGUAGAUCGCACGCGUAACUAUCAAGACGGAACACGUCACCCAAAUGCCGCAUCUCAAAGUGAAGGUGAGCGUCACGCGCCCUCCAUAGAACCCGUGCGCACGCAAGAUAGAUCGCCUUCCGUGACGGGACACCCAGAGCAGCAUGCUUUUCCCGAAUCGCUGAUGGCCUACCACGACAGCCAGGAGCUUCACACCGUGCCACCUCAGCCUGGAAAUCCUCAGGAGUUUAGAACCACAACGUCGGCGGAAACGUCCACCGAAUUACCCCAUACUGAAGGCAAGGUUCCCGAUUUCUCGACGCCUGGACACUCGGCGGAAGUUAUUCAUGUGAAAAAUCUCGCGAAUCGUCCCGUUAGCAGGGUUCCCUCGGACGUAACGACCAGCUUUGGUGAACUGCCGAAACAUGCACGAACUUUUGAUAGACCUUCGUCCCACGAGGGACCCAACAACUCUGCGGAAAAGAACUUGAAUAUUCACACAUCGACACCAGGACAGCUCGUGACGGAGCAACCAUUCUUUUCCGAUGGUCAUCACGCUGGAACGCUGACUUCGCAGGAGCUGACAUCGCAAGCGCCCGCUCCGAAGGACAUUAGGUACGUGCCUCAAGACAUAUUUACCCCAGCUACUCCACCCCCGCCGCCCGCGGUCACCACACUCCCGCCCUCAUCGUUGGCACCGCCUCCGCACCUUUUCGGUCACAGCGAUGGCCACACAACUCCGAGACCCAGGACAACCACAAGCCCGCCACCCCUGCCUACCAGCCAAGAGGAAUACAGCGUCGAGCUCGCGAAAGCCAUAGCGAUUUUUCAUCGUCUCAUUAAACCGGAACGUACGUCCGCAGAAAAAAUGACUGCAGAUCGUUCGCCACCCGCCAACCAGGCCUUCAACAUUCCCAGCACACAAGUAGGGCCCACAGUCACAGGUGGUGGUUUCACCAAUACGCAACAGCUUUCGACGCACCCAACGCCGCUGCUCAAUGCUCAGCAGGGCUUCUUCAUCGACCGACUACGCGCCAUCCAGCAAAACACACCUGCACACCUUCUCCAAGCGACAUCGCUUAAUACACCGCUGAGCCUGACCACGGAUCCGAUGACUCUGUUCAACACAAAUCUGCAUCCUAUUCAGUUAGGCGGUCAACUGAACUCGCCCUUGACAACGGGCAGUGCGCAGCUGUCUUUCGAUGACGAUGGUAGUAUUCUAAGAUCGAGGUCUUCCAGAGACACGCCGGCUAAGUGCUGCUUCGAUUUGCCAAACGGACGAUUUGUAUUCAAGAUUGGGAAAAAGAAGAAAUGAUAGCAGCAGUCUUGUUCUUCUUCCUUAGGAAUACGAACUACUGGCCUUUAAAAAAAAGAACAUUGCGUUCACGACAGCGUUGUUGAAGUUUCCCGUCCACGCCAAAAUGGGACGGGUGCCAAAACCUUUGUGUGACAAGCUCAAAAUGAGUGCGAUUAUGGAGACUCCGAGACUACAUCCAAGCUGUCGUCUUCAAGCACUGGUGAGGAGCCGUCAGUCCGUGUCAGCCCUCUUUUCGGAGAGAAUGUUGAAGUCUUAAAGGAAGAACGUACUUACGCCACCGCGCUUAAAGCAAACAGAUCGAACAGCGCCUGGCGAGAAUAAUUGCGGGUCUUCAAGGAGAGGAAGAGAUUUCAUUCAAGACUAACAAGCAGCGCUUGUUUGUCCUUUUCUCGCCCUUCGUGUUUCCGUCCGUUUUUUGCGCAGUUGCAAUAAUCAAGCAGCAGAAGUUUAUGUGUUUUGGGAAGUGCAGGAGUGUUUUUUGCUGCGUCGAAGCCGGUGCAUCCCCCUGUGGAUUAAUGCUCUGUGCAACCAGUGAGUGUUCUUGUGGUGACUAGUACUCUGUGAAGCAUUGUAGCUGGCGCUGCUGGCAGUGCAAUGAACCAUACUGCAGGCCGCAUCAGUGAGGACGUUCAAACGCUGUAUGUCAGUGUGUUGUUGUGCUGUGAAAUGGUGUCGAACUUUGUUACGAGGUGUUUUGUGGAAAGGACAGCGAUGUUAUGCGAAGGAGGUGCUGCGUGCCUGAUGCUUGCUUUGUACAUUGUGCUGUUGAAGUUUGGCACUGGAAGGAAGUUAUCGUCAGAAACGACGAUGACUGAUGUUAAACGUACAAUUGCUUCGGCGAUGCCAUUCGAGUUUGUGCCAUGACAAUCGCCAAUAAAGUUAAAAUGUGUUCGUA